Molecule: messenger RNA, 2559 nt
Organism: Pseudozyma flocculosa PF-1
Lineage: Eukaryota; Fungi; Basidiomycota; Ustilaginomycetes; Ustilaginales; Ustilaginaceae
Exons: 5
Coding region: 1-2559 (852 amino acids)
Biological process (GO): silent mating-type cassette heterochromatin formation
Cellular component (GO): rDNA heterochromatin; SHREC complex
Molecular function (GO): protein binding
Source: RefSeq, a predicted model, not a curated record
AUGCUGGCCUACCAAGAGGUCGCGACCGACGCCGACAUCUUCCGCCCAGAUGGCUUCAUCGUCUUCUCGCGCUCCGAUGGCGAUCCGGAGUUUGUCCCACCCAACCUCGCGGUGCCCAAGCCCACCGACCACGAGGUCAACUACUACCACAUCUUUGAUCGCGACGAGGACAGGCAUCAGUCCUGGAGGCUCGCCAUCGGCGGCGCGCUCGCAGAGAGCUUCGGCCUGCCAAAAGUCUCUGCGGACAAAAAGGAGUGGAAGCUGUACGACUUUCCGGCCAACUAUGAUUUUGCAGAGCAGCGAAAGGGCCCCAAGCACAACGUCCGCACCGACCCGUACCUCUUUGCCCGCAAGGGACACCGCUUUCGCUCGACCAAGGAGGCCAUUCCGCACCUCGAGUGGCUGCUGCGCGACCCGGACCUCGAACCCUCCAACUGCCUUUGCAAAUACUGCCACGGCGGCGCGCGCAAGUCGACGGGCACCCCGUCAUCGUCGACGCCGAGCCGCGUGAAAAAGGCCGAGGCGGCGGCGGCGGCCAGGGCAUCGCCAUCGCCGCGCGCCAUGGUGCCCGGCGUCUCGAUCGACUCGGUGCCGCAGCGCGAUGCCGAGAUCAUGCGCGACAUCAAGCAGGGCCAGAGCGAGGGCUUCCGCGUCGGCGAAGUCGUCUGGUACCGCCUCGAGCAUCCCAUCGUCGACCCCACCGAGCCCAGCCGCAAGAUCGACCAGUGGCCCGUCCUGGUCGAGGACCCCACCCUCAUGGUCCAGGUGGCCCCCGCCAACCCGGCGUCGUCAUCGGCAUCGGCGUCGGCUUCGGCGCCGCCCGUGCCAGACGGCGCCGAAGCCGCAUCGCCAAACAACGACGGCGACAGCGCGACGGCAGCCAACACCAUCCCUGCACCGUCCUCGUUGUCUUUCUCGCUUGCGGGUCGCGUCUCGCAGCAGCGCAUGUACCACGUGCGCUUCCUCGGCGCCGCCGACAGCGCAAAGGCGCUCGAAACGUCGCUGCUGCCGUUCCUCUCGGGCUUCAUCCCCGAGGGGCUGCUCGGCAGCGCGCUUGGCGACAUCGACCAGCACUCGUGGCUCCAGACGGCCGAGGAGACGCCGCUGCUCGACCUCACCCGCAAGGACGGCGGCGAACCUAACUAUGGCCGCGCCAUUGUCGCGUUCGCCUACGCGAUGCAGACAGCGGCCAUCCUCCGCAGCACCUACGUCGCGACCGACGUCUACUCGAAGGCCAGCACGGGCGCCGGCAUGUUCCAGGGCCUCUUCUUUGGCGUCGAGCGGAUCUGGGUGGGCGAGGUGGUGCGCCUCAAGCUGUCCGUCGCGGACCUCAAAAAGCUGCAGCGCGAGCUCAACGCUGCCCUCGUCCGCGCGCUACCUCCGGAUGCCAAGGACCCGCCCGCCGUGUACCUCGACGCCGACGCGUCGUACGUUCUGCGGCUGGCCGCCAUCUGCAAGGAGGCCCACGGCCACCAGUCGCCCAUCCGCGUCGCCGGCGAAAUGUACCAGAUUGUGACGGCGGCCAAGUACAACCGCGCCAAGAAGGAGGAGGCCGAGAGGGAGCAGCUGCUGCUGCAGCAGCAGGCGGCGGCAGCGGAGACGAAAGGGGCGGGCGAAGCACCGGAAGAGGCAGAGGCAGGAGCCAGCGAAGCCAGCGCCAACGCGACGGACAAGCCGGGCAAAGCCGCCGAGGGCGCCCAGCGCUCCGGAUCGGCGAAGCCGUCGACGACGCCGCCGGCGCCGCCGCUGCGCAUGAAGCUGCCGGAGCCGAGCAUCCUGCGCGCCAAGCCGGGCCACCCGGCCAUGCCGCCGCUGCCGCAGGGCUUUGUCAUGAUCCCGCUCUCGGACAAGAUCGGGGCCAAGGUGCCGCAGGAGGUGUCGAUGCCCGUCGAGCUGGUGGCGGGCCGCAUCUACCCGUCGUACGGCGUGCCCGCCGACGGUCCUCGGGUCGACGAGCAGGUCAAGCUGGGCCCCAAGGACGCCAAGAAGGCGGCCGACGAGGACACGCAGGACGAGCUGCGCGCGCGCCUCAGCGUCGCGGGUCUGCUGGGCGGGUGCGUCAAGCCGAUGGCGGCCAGGAGCGAGGUCAUCAGCCGCAGCACGGCGCUCAAGGCCGCCUUUGAGAUUGCGCGCGGCGACAUCAUCCGGCUCAUUACGCAGCCCGACGAGCUGAGCGAGGACGAGUUGGAAGACGAGCUGGCGGGCGGCGACGACACGGCCGCCGACAUCUCGGUGCUGCCCGCGUCGACGACGGCGACGACGUCGAACGCUGCCGGUACCGCCACCGCCACCGCCACCGCCACCGUCGGGGCCGGGACCGGGGCCGGGGGUGAAGAGGCGCCGGGCCAAGACUCUACGGCCUCGUCGGGCGGGGCGACGAAGCGAUCUGCCGAGGGCGAGGUGGGCGAGGCGACGGCCAAAAAGGCUAGGGGCAGCGACGAGGCGGAGGGGGAGGCGCCGCUGCCCGAGGGAUGGAUCACGAGGGCGUCGAGGUCGACGGGCCAGGUCUACUACGUCUACAUGCCGACCAAGGCGACGCAGUGGGAGCGACCCACGUAG